AUGAAGUGCCUCCUCCUCACCCUGGUCCUGGCCCUUGUCUGUAGCAUUUAUGCUGUGGACAUCCCCCAAAGCAAGAAAGAUCUGGACAUCUGGAAGCUGGCAGGGAUCUGGCACUCCAUGGCAAUGGCAGCCAGUGACCUGCCCCUCCUUGAAAUGGAAAAUGCCCCUCUGAGAGUGUACAUCAAAGAGAUGAGGCCCACCACAGAGGACAAAGUGGAGGUUGUCCUGCUCAAGAGGGACAAAGAUGCAUGUGUGGAGGUGACUGUCGUUGCCCAGAAGACAGAGGACCCUGCUGUGUUCACUGUCAACCACCUGGAUGAGAACAAAGUCUUCAUGCUGGACACUGACUACAAAAAUUUUCUGUUCACUUGCAUGGAUAGCACCAUCGCCCCUGAGCAGGACUUAGUGUGCCAGUACCUGGCCAGAACCCUGAAGGUCGACACCAAUGUCAUGGAGCAAUUCAAGGUGGUCCUAAAGACCUAA
This is a messenger RNA of Trichechus manatus latirostris (Florida manatee), 483 nucleotides long. RefSeq names its product progestagen associated endometrial protein (gene PAEP). NCBI's taxonomy places the organism in Eukaryota, Metazoa, Chordata, Mammalia, Sirenia, Trichechidae. Bases 1 to 483 code for a protein of 160 amino acids. The transcript is spliced from 5 exons. Gene Ontology annotation, molecular function: small molecule binding. The record is from RefSeq and is a predicted model, not a curated record.